Molecule: messenger RNA, 1912 nt
Organism: Gymnogyps californianus (California condor)
Lineage: Eukaryota; Metazoa; Chordata; Aves; Accipitriformes; Cathartidae
Gene: ZNF653
Product: zinc finger protein 653
Biological process (GO): regulation of transcription by RNA polymerase II
Cellular component (GO): nucleus
Molecular function (GO): transcription coregulator activity
Source: RefSeq, a predicted model, not a curated record
AUGCGUGCUGUGUGCCGGCGCCGCGUCGCGUCCCGCUUCUCCGGCCGGCUCUCCCUCGCGCAUGCGCACUGCGCCGCGCCGCGCCUUCCUUCGCGAAAAACGGCGCGGGCAGGGACGGAAGCGGAAGCGGCGCUGGCGUCAUCGGCGAGGCCCGCGGCGGAGCCGGGCGGCGGCGGGCGGAAGGCGCGGGGGCGGCCGCGGCUGACGGAGUCGGACCGGGCGCGGCGGCGGCUGGAGUCGCGGAAGAAGUACGACGUGCGGCGGGUGUACCUGGGCGAGGCGCACGGGCCCUGGGUUGACCUGCGCCGCCGCAGCGGCUGGAGCGAUGCCAAGCUGGCGGCCUACCUGCUGGGGCUGGAGCGGGGGCAGCGCGCCGGGCGGCGCGGGAACCCGUGGGAGCAGAUCCCUAAAAAGCCCAAACGGAAGAAAAGGCGGCGGCGCAAUGUGAACUGCCUGCGGCACGCGGUGAUCUGGUACGAGGACCACCGGCAGCGCUGCCCCUACGAACCGCGGCUGGCAGAGCUGGACCCCUCGGUGGGGCUCUACACGACGGCCGUCUGGCAGUGCGAGCGCGGGCACCGCUACUUCCAGGACCUCCACUCGCCUCUGCGGCCCCUCAGCGACUCUGACGGGGACAGUGACGAUGCAGCUCCUGGCAGCUCAUCCUCUUCCUCAGGGGGCUGCAGCUCAGGCUCAGAGGCAACGCCGGGGGGGGCCCCGUCGACGCCGGGGGGGGCCCCGUCAGCACCAGGGGGGGUGGCAGUGGCCCGCCUGCAGGGGCCCCCCCUCCUCAUCCUGGCCAGCCCCGGCUACGAUGCGCUGGGAGGGCUGCAGCUGCGUGGCGGGGGACGAGAUGCCCUGCGCGCUGCUGGAGGGGGGGACGCCUUUCCCCCAGCUCCCCUGGACCCCCACCUCCCUAAGACAGAGGAGAACGAGGUGCUGGGGCUGAAGCAGGAGGAGGUACCCCUCCCUGCCGCCGAGCCCCCGCCACAGCCGCCUCCGGAGCCCCCCCGGGAGCCCCCCCCACCCCCCGUGGCUGAGGACGCCGACGGUGGUGACGUGUCGGCCAUCAUCUACGAGAUCCCCAAAGAGCCUGAGAGGCGGCGGCGGAGCAGGCGGGGCCGCGCCCCCCACCCUGACCCCGAGGAGCUCCCAGAGCCGAUCGCCUGCCCCUAUGCGGGCUGCGGGCAGGUCUACGUCGCUCUCAGCAGCUUCCAGAACCACGUCAACCUGGUGCACCGCAAGGGCCGGACCCAGCAGUGCCCCCAGCCUGGCUGCGGGAAGAGGUUUUACCUGGCCAACCACCUGCGCCGGCACAUGGUCAUCCACUCUGGCGUGCGGGAGUUCACUUGCGAGACCUGCGGGAAAUCCUUCAAGCGCAAGAACCACCUGGAGGUGCACAGGCGGACGCACACUGGGGAGACCCCCCUGCAGUGCGAGGUCUGCGGGUACCGCUGCCGCCAGCGUGCCUCCCUGACGUGGCACAUGAGGCGCCACGGGGGGCCAGGGCUGCGCCCCUUCCCCUGCGAGCACUGCGGGAGGCGCUUCGAGCGCCCUGAGGGCCUCAAGUUCCACGCGCUCAAGAGCCACCCCGAGCCCCGCGGCACCUAGGGGGGCCCCCCACCCCCUGGGCUGCUCCGACUGCCCGGGGGCCGCCUCACGGCACACGGAGGUGAGGAAGCACCCCCCGGGGGCCCCGGCCCCUCUGUGGGGCACCCUGAGCUCCACGCGCUCGGUGGAGCCCCUCAUCCCCCCGGGCUCCCUGAGCUGCCCUGGGGACCCACACCCGCCCCCAGCACUGGGGAACCCUGACACCCCCAGGAUCCCCCCCAUUGCCCCGGGCCCCUACUCACCCUUUUAUUUAUUUCCUGACUCUCAGUUGUCAUCCCUCCCUCCCCUGGGAAAACGGGGU